GCUGGGUAGGGUGGAACAGUCGCCAUAUGCAUGCAUUAUGAAAUGGCAGUUCUACAUACAGACAUGAAACUGGGGCCAAAUGCUGUGGUCUACAUCUGAGGAAUAUCCUGAUGCUUCAGUGAGGAAGGAUGCUCUCCAGAAAUCGCUUCAAUGGGCAAGAUGGGACAGGCGUCAUUCAGCACAAGAGGGCUAAGAAGAAGGACUUGGCCAAAAAAAGGAUGCAGAGCCCCAAAGUGGCUCAGGGUCUUAGGAGCAAGAUCCAAAAGUUCCUUCAGGGGACUGGGGAACACUCAUCCCAUGACUCCUGUCACUCCACUGUGGAGAUUGAGAAGGACAUGUUUGUCUGUGGCAUAAAGAGAGUUCCCUCAAGUGGUGAAUUUUCAUGCCAACAUGUCCCAAAUGAUCAGGGUCACACGGGCACCCUUAGCACAUCCUCAGCGAGGAAGGUAGACCAGAACAAAAAGGGCAGCAUUAAGAUCGCCUGCAAUGGACCCCUACAAGAUGACAUGAUUUUGGAUGAGAUUGGCUCUAUUCUGAAUGAGAUGGACAAACGAGGAGCCCUGGGACAGGGGAAAAACCUUGAUGGAGGAUCGUCCUUCACCCCCUCAAACAGCACCAGUGAGGCAGAACUUGACAGGAAGCAGGAAGAGCCUGGAUCCAGUGACAUCGUCGAGCAUAUUCUGAAGGAGCUACGGGGCAUAAACAAGAUUCAGGCUGAAAUUUCGGACUUGAGGCAGUAUCUCACCUCUGUGCGGGGCUCUGUGGAUGAGGUUUCCUGCUGUGUGGAUGCAGUGCUGACUGAGAUUGAGUCUCUUCGCACGGGGGCCACAGCUGGGCCUUUUCAACCUGAGAGGCCCAAAAGCCACUGUGGGAGCUUCAGCAAGGACUAUACUGCACCGGCGGCCCCCUGGGGAAUGCCUAGUACUCCACGCUCAGAGUAUUACACGUAUCGCAAAAAUGACACAUUGUCAUCAACUCAGAAAAGUCCCAUGAGACGAACUGGCCCCACAUUCCAAGCAUCAUCCAUGUACUCCUCCUGUAGUCAGUUGUCUGUUUCCAGUUCUUACGGUCAAGGGCAUCAGGACACAUUAGUGCAGAGCUCUCGUGAAGCUUGCUCAGUAGAAAAUAAGGAUACCAUUGGAUACUUGGAUCAACAGCAUGGCCAGGAAUUCCCCAGUACAAGCUCACUGUCUUCAGGUAACAGCUCAAAGUCAAACAGUUCUGAAGCUGUAGGGCGAGGCAGAGCGUGUUCCCAUCAUCGUCUGGAAUAUAAAAGCUGGGCGGCCUCAGGAAUGCUGCACAGUGUGAGCGGUGAGGCAGUUUGGAGUGAGGAGGGUGUCUAUUCUCAGCAGAAUAGCGUGGAUGAAGGGGAACGUUCUGAAGAGCCAGAUCUCUGGGACCAGUAUGGCGGGGGGGACACCAGCAGCACCCCAGGACAGUCCUCGCUGAGUAGCUCAGAGCACCUCUCUCUGCUUUUUGGCCGCCAUUACAACUCCCCAUCGACGUCACCCAGCCUGACUGAUUGGAGGGUUCCGAAGCAUCACCUGAAGGACCCAGAGGCAGCUGUUCAUGAUCAAAUGCACAAUCCCAACCUGGAAUGCAAAGGCCCAGCCAGUUAUCUAUACUCACGAAGCUCUGGAUACCACACCAUGGAAGCCUACGCAGAUGAGACGGCUAGUGGACCAUCUAGGAGCCUGAGCCACAAUUCCACCAUUAUCCUCACCGAUUGUGAUGACUACUGCCAGCACUGUGAGCUCUGCCCUCUAGCAGAAACUCAAGAUACAGGAUCAACAGAAAGUGUGGAGAGAGACUGGACUGACCAGGUAUACCCUGAAGCACCUGGUGAGGAAGGCUAUUUCUGUUUGAAUCCUGCUCACUCCGGUCUUGGGUCAGAAACCUCUGAGCUCCCUAAUGUGGGCUUCAACGUGAAAACAAUUGGCAAAGCUGUGCUAACCUUUCAAUCUGCUCUAAAAGGGGCUUUAAGAAAACUCGAGGGAACUAGCUCCCCAGGCUUGGAUGACAUAAGUGCAGCAGACCUUCUUUCGAGUUUUGACGGACAGCCAUCUACUGAAGUACAGUGGGCAUGCAGCCCAUCAGAUAAGGAGGAGGGUGACACUAUUGUGUCAGGUUACCUCUCGUUUGAACCUCCAUUAGAGCAGCAUAGAGAUGGUUCUCUUAUUUCAGAAGAUGAUAUGUCCCAAAUGGAGAACCAGGAAGGCCCUGAAGUUUUUACUGGGCAGCCAGAGCUCCAGUGUUCUCAACAUACAUCCCACUCUCUCUGCACUUUUGGUGAGCUACUUCCAGCAGAGAUCCAGGCUAUUGCUGAUGAGCCUCAGCUGGUCAAGGAGCUCCCCAGUGUGGAUGAUUGUUUGCAGAUCAGUGCCCAGGCAAAUGACCUUAGCCAGCAAGAAGCACGUCGUCUUCGUUGCCUGAACAACUUCCAGCAAGUCCUCAAGGAGAAGAGACAGGUCCGUCAGAACUUAUCCAGGAUCGCAGAGCGACCAAAGUCUGCUUUGUCUGAGGAGUUCAUCCCAGCGAGCAGUAGAGAAGAUGACCAGGUUACUCUUGAAACUUCAAUAAAAUUUUAAAAUUAAACCUGAUUAUUUUAUUUUAACAUUACCUUUUCCAUGCGUGGUUCUUGCAUGAGGCUUGAGUUGUACGGCCAGCCCUGCACACGUAUCACAUUUCAUUCUAAACGAAAACGAAAAAAAAGUUGCAUGAAAUCAUCCUAUCGUUAGUCAUAACUAAAGUGAGUGUGGCAUGUUGUCUCUCUCUUCUUUGUUCUGGAUUAUGCACAGUUUGUCUGUGUUUUAUUUGAAAGGAAUUAAGAGAUUGAGUUCCUUGUAACCUAGUGUUGGAAGCUUCAUGUUUAUGUUUAUAACAUCUAUGUUUGUGUGUGUGUGUGUUGUUUCUGUAUGUGUUUCUGUAUUGUGUAUCUGCAUUGUAUGAUAGAUGUCUAUGGCUAGAGCCGGGGUGUCCAAAUUCAGUCCUGGAGGCCCAGGGCCCUGCACUUUUUUGCGGUUUCUCUUGUUUAACACACCUGACUCAACUGCUUUGCUAACUGCCACACGGUUCUUGAGCUGAGUCAGGUACAGUAUGGUGGGACAGGGAAAGAAUUCAGCUGCACACAGCUCUGACCCGAAUGGACCGGACUGGACACUGCUGCUCUGGAGAGAGCACUACCUUUGCCAUCUUUCAUA
This is a messenger RNA of Brienomyrus brachyistius, 3200 nucleotides long. RefSeq lists its product as uncharacterized. The record is from RefSeq and is a predicted model, not a curated record. NCBI's taxonomy places the organism in Eukaryota, Metazoa, Chordata, Actinopteri, Osteoglossiformes, Mormyridae. The transcript has 2 exons. Bases 129 to 2588 code for a protein of 819 amino acids.